GUGUCAUCGCUGGGAGUCACCACCUUCAGCCUCUGUGCCCUGGGCAUCGACAGGUUCCAUGCAGCCACCAGCCCCCAGGCCAGUGCCCGGCCCAUUGAGCAGUGCCAGUCCAUCAUCGCCAAGCUGGCCGUCAUCUGGGUGGGCUCCAUGACACUGUCGGUGCCAGAGAUCCUGCUCUGGCAGCUGGCACAGGACACAUCACCCGUGUCCGGUGUGGUAACAGAGUAUUGCACCAUGAAGCCCUCGUCCAACCUGCCCGAGUCCGUCUACUCGCUGGUGCUCACCUACCAAAACGCUCGGAUGUGGUGGUACUUUGGUUGUUACUUCUGCUUGCCCAUCCUCUUCACUGUGAGCUGCCAGCUGGUGACCCGGAGGAUCAGCGGCACUGAGAAGAAGACUGAGUGCCGAGGGACCAAGCACAGCCAGUGCGAGAGUCACUUGAACUGCACCAUCAUCGGGCUGACCAUCAUCUAUGGGCUCUGCACCACCCCUGAGAAUGUCUGCAACAUUGUGGUCGCCUACAUGUCCCCUGACAUGUCCAAGCAGACCUUGGACCUGCUAAACCUCAUCAACCAGUUCUUCCUGUUCUUCAAGUGCUCUGUGACUCCCGUCCUGCUCCUGUGCCUCUGCAGACCCCUGGGUCAGGCCUUCAUGGACUGCUGCUGCUGCUGCUGUGAGGGCUGCAGCCCCGCCACUGCCUCCAGUGAGGGCAGCGCCGACAGCAAGCUCAAAACGGAGAUGUCCUCCUCCAUCUUCUUCGACAAGCCCCGGGAGUCCCCUCCACCCCUCCUGGCCCUCGGCACACCUUGCUAAGUGCCACCGGGAGCUGUAGAGAUUGAUUCACCACCUCCCCCCAAGACCAAACGUUGUUUUGCCAUUAGUGCCCGUGUCUGGACGUGGAGCAAGCAGAAGAGACAGCUCAGGGGACUACACCAUGGGCUUCAAACCCCACAUUGGGCAAGUGGGGCUUGAAACCCGAGUCCCCGUGGCUCCAUUGGUGGCCUUCUUGCCUCUGCCCAAAGGCCAGUGAGGACAUCAGCACCCUCCUGUCCUGGCCAGGCUUGGAGGGGUUGCUGCUCUGGUGAUGGAGUUGUGCCAGAAAGGUGCCAUCUGAAAUUACAGAGGGUUUCCAUGGUGGCUUGCAGAGGACACAGCAAACAAACUGCCCUCGUCCUGUCCUGUCCCCUCCUGCCAGCCCCCUCCCCAGUAGGAGAAGGUCCCGGUGACUGUAUCCCACCAGAUCCCUGCAGUGCCCUGUGUAAGACCUCAAUAAACCAGUAACCUAGAGCACAC
This is a messenger RNA of Antrostomus carolinensis (chuck-will's-widow), 1293 nucleotides long. It is a transcript of the gene GPR37L1, whose product is annotated as G protein-coupled receptor 37 like 1. Gene Ontology annotation, molecular function: G protein-coupled peptide receptor activity. Lineage: Eukaryota; Metazoa; Chordata; Aves; Caprimulgiformes; Caprimulgidae. Gene Ontology annotation, cellular component: signaling receptor complex; plasma membrane. The annotation marks the transcript as partial. The record is from RefSeq and is a predicted model, not a curated record. Gene Ontology annotation, biological process: positive regulation of MAPK cascade; adenylate cyclase-inhibiting G protein-coupled receptor signaling pathway. The transcript has a single exon.